UUGGUUCACGUCAACCACUGCGUCACCAUCGCUUCUCGUCCUCUCUCCGGCGAUCGCCGGCGGAAAGCUCGUGAAGAGUUGAUGGCCGUCCUGUUGGUCUUGGGGUUCUGAAUAGUUGAGAAGAGGCUCUAGCGAGAAUUUGUUUUUAGUUUUGAUUCUUUGGCUCAAUUCUUCGGCGCAAUUCUUGGUUUUUAAUAAUCUCGAUGGCGGUGGCCUUAACGAGGAUCUCUUGGUGGCCGUUUGGACGGAAGGAGAGCAAACCGGCGGCGCCGGCGAAUCCGUCGCUGAGUUCGUCUGCAGACUUCGGAUUAGGGUUCCGAGAGCCGGACUCGUUGAAGUUCCCGUCGGUGAAGGGACCGGGAAUGAGGUCCUCUUCAAGGAGGGUCAAGAAGAAGUGGCGGAGUAGGGAGGAGAGGAAGAUUGAUAGGGAGUAUGAUCUUGUUCUUGUGCCCUCUGACGGUGGCUGCUUGUCGGGGUCUGAGUCUGAUGAUUCGGACUGGUCUAUUGGUUGGCUGGAGCCACAUUCUGCUGAUUUCGUCAGUGAUACUGAAUCGGAGAACAGUUUUGCUGUCCUUGUACCAUGCUAUGGCCGUGGCCGCUGUGAGAUGGUGGAGAGCCCCAAACAUCACUUGUUUGGUGAGGUUGAUUUUGCAAAUGCAGGUUCUUCUGAUCUCAAGAACUAUUUGGAGCCGUGGCCAUCUUCUCGCCCAACCGUAUAAUGCCUUAAGCUAAUUUCAUUCUCAGCUUGGCUCUUUCAAAGAUGCUUCCUUAUCGACAAUCCUAAACUUUUAGCAGGAUAUAAAAUCCCAACCUAUAAAAGAAAAAAAAAAGAAAAGAAAAAAAAAAUCACAAGAGAUAGGUGGAAGAAGGUAUGUGAAAUUACCGAACUUUCUUAUUUCAUCAUCUCUUGCUUUGCUUAAUCACUUAUAUAACCUCCGGCUUUUCAUUCUCGAACUCUGGAUUUACUUCCAUUAUGUACAUGUAGAUAUAUGCUUUAGUGUGCAGACAGAUGUUUAUGUAAAUAUAUGAUGACUUAAUGUAAGUAUCGAAAAGAAGUAUCGAAGCUUAUUUCAUGAUCUCUGUCUUGAAAGGCCAAACUGCUGCUAGUAGCCUGUAUGUAAGACAGCUUUUCUGCUCUAUGUAUACAAAAAAAUUUAUCA
This is a messenger RNA of Dioscorea cayenensis subsp. rotundata (Guinea yam), 1160 nucleotides long. RefSeq lists its product as uncharacterized. The record is from RefSeq and is a predicted model, not a curated record. The transcript is spliced from 3 exons. Bases 204 to 719 code for a protein of 171 amino acids. Lineage: Eukaryota; Viridiplantae; Streptophyta; Magnoliopsida; Dioscoreales; Dioscoreaceae.